This is a messenger RNA of Mesocricetus auratus (golden hamster), 204 nucleotides long. Lineage: Eukaryota; Metazoa; Chordata; Mammalia; Rodentia; Cricetidae. The record is from the annotation of a RefSeq genome assembly.
AUGCCACAACUAGAUACAUCUACAUGAUUUACUACUGUUCUAACUUCUACAAUCACACUAUUCAUCCUAAUUCAGUUAAAAAUUUCUUUACAGAACUUUCCCAAUAAACCAUCAAACAAAUAUCUUAAAACCCUUAAACUAAGUAACCCUUGAGAACUAAAAUGAACGAAAAUCUUUUCGCCUCUUUCAUUACCCCUACAAUAA